Molecule: messenger RNA, 3429 nt
Organism: Colletotrichum abscissum
Lineage: Eukaryota; Fungi; Ascomycota; Sordariomycetes; Glomerellales; Glomerellaceae
Exons: 5
Coding region: 1-3429 (1142 amino acids)
Cellular component (GO): nucleus
Molecular function (GO): protein binding
Source: RefSeq, a predicted model, not a curated record
AUGGAAAGGGAUACUGCCCAGCCUAUGCGGUCGCCCAGGAUGAGUCCGUUGUGCUUACAGUGGCUGAAAUUCAAGUUCCGCAGCUCGGAGUCUCCUUCACCUCAUGCUUCACCGCCUCCAGCAGCCCCUCCUCAAUCUCCGCCGUCUUCCAAGACGUCGACAAGCCUCAAAGAGCAGCUUUGGAAUCGGGCAUAUGACGAUCUCAAGUCCAGCGAUCCCGGGGUCGUCGAAGUGUACGAAACACUUUUGUCAGCCGAACUUCAGAGCGGCAGUUCCACUCCCACCACUAUGCCUAAAAACCACAUCAAACCUACCUUACAGGGAAGAUGGCAACAAAUGGAAAGGCUUGUUCAAGCCGGGCUGCAGAAGACAGAACGGACCGCGACUACCAAACAGGUAAUCGACAAUGCGAUUCAGAUCGCUUCCCCGCUGAAGGAAGUGGUCGGGAAGGCUGUACAGGCUGCCCCCGAAGCCGCCAUUGCCUGGGUUGGCGUCUCCUUCGCUCUUGAGAUCCUCGCGAACCCAUUCACCGAGCCGGGUAUUCAACGCGAUGGCAUCACUUACGUUGUGUCAAAAAUGGACUGGUACUGGAACCUCGUCGACCUCCUCCUCGACCGGGAGAGUGCCGGGCCGGACCUGGAAGGGCUGCGUGGUCAGCUCGAGAAACAUAUCGUCCAGCUUUACCAGAAGCUCCUUCUAUACCUGAUGAGGAGUGUCUGCCUCCACUCCAAGAGCCAAGUCAUCGUCUUUUUAAGGGAUACUAUAAAGCUGGAUAACUGGACCGGCAAACUUGACGAUAUAACUGCCGCCGAGACCGCCGUACGAGGCUGUUCGGACCAGUAUCACGACCUGAAGGUAUCUCAACACCUCCAAAAGACGCGUCAACACCUCCAAGGCCUCGAAGCCAAGGCGGAGUGCCAGCUCAAGCAGUUUCAAGAUGUCACGUCUUCCAUCCAAUACCAGACCAGGCAACAUGCGGAAAGGCAACAGGACCAGGACGACAGGAAAUGCCUGAAUGACCUCUUCCAGGCGGAUCCCUGCGAUGACAAAACGCGCAUCCAGGACACCAAAGGCGGUCUCCUUCGAGAUUCGUACCUCUGGGUCCUAGGCCAUCCCGACUUCCGGCGGUGGCGUGUAGACGCACAGAGCCAUCUGCUCUGGAUAAGGGGUGAUCCAGGCAAAGGCAAGACAAUGCUCCUAUGCGGCAUCAUUGACGAGCUAGAGAAGGAACCUUCCAACAGGUUGUCCUAUUUCUUCUGCCAAGCCACUGUGGGAGGCCUGAAUAGUGCAACAGCCGUACUGCGAGGUCUGAUUUACAGUCUCGCAAAGCGGUAUCAACGGCUCAUUCCGCAUGUCCGCAAGGAAUAUGACAGCGGUGGCAAGCAGCGAUUCGAGGACCUGAACGCCUGGGAGGUCAUGUCCAAGAUCCUCACGGCUAUGCUGCAUGAUCCCGCUCUAGAUGGCGUCCUCUUGAUUGUUGAUGCACUCGACGAGUGUGUGACCGAACGUCCAAAGCUUCUCAACUUCAUUGCUCGGACGUCAUCCUCGUCUCGUGCUAAGUGGAUCGUUUCGAGCCGUAAUUGGCUGGAGAUUGAGGAAAUAUUAAACGAUCGAACACAUCAAGUCAGUUUUCACCUCGAGCUAAACAAGGAAUCUAUCGCCCACGCUGUUCGUACAUACAUCCACUACAAGGUGGAUGAACUGGCGGUGUUAAAGGAGUAUAACGACAAAACCCGCAUUGAUGUUUCGAAGCACUUGACCGACAACUCAAACGAUACUUUCCUCUGGGUAGCCUUGGUCUGCAAGGCGCUCGCCGAGUACCAAGGCUUGGAUCAAGAUAUGCCUAAGGUCCUGAGGGAAUUGCCACCGGGCCUUGAGUCUCUUUACGCGCGCAUGAUCGACUACAUAUCUGAUUCCAGGGUUGCAAACCUCUGCAAGGAGGUUUUAGCCGUGAUGUCAGUUGUAUACCGUCCUGUCACAUUGAAAGAACUGUUGUCCAUUGCGAAACUGCCAACUCUCUCUACUAAGGAUCUUAAGAAGGUCAUCAAAUCCUGCGGCUCUUUCCUGAUUGUGCGCGAUGAAACCAUCUACUUUGUGCACCAAUCAGCCAAAGAUUUCCUCGUGGACAAGGAAUAUAGAGCGUUUCGCCAGAUUCUGCCUUCCGGCAUUGCGCAUCAGCACCACGCUAUUUUUUCAAGGUCUCUAGAGGUGUUAUCCAGAACCCUCAGACGCGACAUCUACGACCUACGCGCCUCUGGAACCCUCAGAGAGGAUAUGUCACCACCUAACCCAGACCCUUUGACUUCUCUGACGUACUCGUCCACCUACUGGGUUGACCAUUUUCAGCACGCAAAUCCCGCGGACAGCCCGACGUGCGAUGAUUUGCAGGAUAACGCCAGCAUCCACGCUUUCCUCAAAAGCCAUUAUCUCCACUGGCUAGAGGCUCAGAGUCUUCUACAAGGCAUGCCACAAGCAGUGGUGGCAAUGCAGAAACUCCAAACAUUGGUAACGCUGGAGGGCCAUAGCGACUCCGUCAACUCGGUGGCGUUCUCUCCUGAUGGGCGACAGCUGGCAUCAGCCUCCAGUGACAACACCAUCAAGCUCUGGGACGCAGCCACGGGCCAGUGCCAGCGGACGCUGGAGGGUCAUAGUGACACCAUCAACUCGGUGGUCUUCUCUCCCGAUGGGCGGCAGCUAGCAUCAGCCUCCAGCGACAAUAUCAUCAAGCUCUGGGACGCAGCUACAGGCCGGUGCCAGCGCAUGCUGGAGGGCCAUAGCAAAUUCGUCAGGUCGGUGGCCUUCUCUCCAGAUGGACGGCAGCUAGCAUCAGCCUCCUACGACUACACCGUCAAGCUUUGGGACGCAGCCACAGGCCAGUGCCAGCGGACGUUGGAAGGCCAUAACGACUCCGUCAACUCAGUGACCUUCUCUCCCGAUGGGCAGCAGCUGGCAUCAGCCUCCUACGACUACACCAUCAAGCUCUGGGACGCAGCUACGGGCCAGUGCUGGCGGACGCUGGAGGGCCAUAGUAAAUUCGUCAGGUCGGUAGCCUUCUCUCCUGAUGGGCGGCAGCUAGCAUCGGCCUCGAGCGACAACACCGUCAAGCUUUGGGACGCAGCUACGGGCCGGUGCCAGCGCACGCUGGAGGGCCAUAGUGGUUGGGUCAACUUGGUGACCUUCUCUCCCGAUGGGCGGCAGCUGGCAUCGGCCUCCAGCGACAAUACCAUCAAGCUCUGGGACGCAGCUACGGGCCAGUGCCAGCGCACGCUGGAGGGCCAUAGUAGCUUAGAAAACAUAUUCGCGAAAACGAUUAAAGAACCAAUUCAAGGUUUCAAUGAUCAGAGUCAAAUGCUCUCACAGGAGGGCGUCUGGAUCACGAAAAAUUCGCAGAACUCAGGGCAACUACUCCAGUACAAGCAGAAGCUUUAG